This is a messenger RNA of Striga asiatica, 378 nucleotides long. The record is from the annotation of a GenBank genome assembly. NCBI's taxonomy places the organism in Eukaryota, Viridiplantae, Streptophyta, Magnoliopsida, Lamiales, Orobanchaceae.
AUAAAGGAGAAACCUAUUCCUAAAGUCGAAACAACUCCUGUUGUAGACAAGCCAAAAGGAACCCCUCCCUCUCCUCCCCUGAAAACGCCAGCCACAGAACCCCAGUUACCCCCUAAAGAUAGGGAAAGACGAGUGAGUAUUAGUUUAAAUUCUGACUCUUUAGUUAUUAUUACCAGUGAUAUUUGUAACAUCAGAACGACUAAUUUAAUGAAACUCCCCUCUGAUUACAAGGACUCGUUUGUUGAAAAGCAUGGAGUGAAGCUGAGACUAAUGUCUGGAUUUGUUAAAGCGGCCAUUAGCACUCUACAGAAGCAGCCAAUAUUGAAUGUUGUUAUUGAGUGCAUUUUUUGUGAAUGCUAUUCUUGGUUUUUUAGUUAG